This is a messenger RNA of Cucurbita moschata (crookneck pumpkin), 1674 nucleotides long. Its product is annotated as protein DETOXIFICATION 49-like. Lineage: Eukaryota; Viridiplantae; Streptophyta; Magnoliopsida; Cucurbitales; Cucurbitaceae. The record is from RefSeq and is a predicted model, not a curated record. Gene Ontology annotation, biological process: xenobiotic detoxification by transmembrane export across the plasma membrane. Gene Ontology annotation, molecular function: antiporter activity; xenobiotic transmembrane transporter activity. The coding region runs from base 82 to 1674 and encodes 530 amino acids. Gene Ontology annotation, cellular component: membrane. The transcript has a single exon.
UGGUCUUUCUUAUAAAUCCCUCUCUGUUUCUUUCUGGGUGUCCAAUUUCAUAAUCCCCCUUCAAAAAACUUGCUUCCGACAAUGUCUGCUUCUUCUGUUCCUCUACUUUCCGACCAACCAAAUAGUCCGACAACUAAUCAUUCACUUACAGCUCCUCUGAUCUCCGAAAACCCAACCAUUUCAACGACAGUAGCAGACAAAUAUCCAUUUCUCUGUCUUCUUCUCUCGGAGUGCAAAUCUAUAGCCCACGUCGCUCUUCCGAUGAUUUUUGUCGGAUUUUUUAUGUACUCUCGUUCCAUGAUUUCCAUGUUGUUCCUCGGCCAGUUGGGUGACUUGUCCUUGGCCGGCGGUUCGCUGGCAAUUGGGUUUGCUAAUAUCACUGGCUACUCUGUUCUGUCUGGAUUGGCCAGUGGCAUGGAGCCCAUCUGCGGCCAAGCUUUUGGGGCUAAAAGAUUCAAACUUUUGGGCCUUGCCCUUCAAAGAACAGUCAUUCUUCUUCUCCUUUCUUCAAUACCCAUUUCGUUUUUGUGGCUCAAUAUGAAGAAGAUUCUGAUCUUUUGUGGACAAGAGGAUGAUAUUGCCAAUGAAGCUCAUUCCUUCAUCCUCUGUUCUAUCCCUGAUUUAAUUGCUCUGUCUUUUCUUCACCCUUUACGAAUUUACCUUCGUUGUCAAUCAAUUAACCUCCCUCUCACUUACUGCGUUGGAUUGUCGGUUCUUUUUCACGUUCCAAUUAAUUACCUUCUCGUCUCUGUUCUCGAUUUGGGAAUUCACGGCGUCGCUUUGGGAGCUGUGUGGACGAACUUCAACCUCGUCGGAUCGGUGAUUAUUUUCAUCCUCGUCUUCGGCGUGUACAAGAAUUCCUGGCCGGGAUUCUCGUCGGAGUGUUUGAAGGAGUGGAAGUCGCUUCUUAGGUUAGCAAUUCCAAGCUGUGUUUCGGUUUGUUUGGAAUGGUGGUGGUACGAAAUCAUGAUUAUGCUAAGUGGGUUCAUGAUGAAUCCUCAAUCAACAGUGGCUUCCAUGGGGAUUUUGAUUCAAACCACAGCUUUAAUCUACAUUUUCCCAUCGUCACUAAGCGUUGGAGUUUCAACAAGAGUUGGAAACGAAUUGGGAGCAAACCAACCAAACAGAGCCAAAUUAGCCGCCAUUGUUGGGCUCUGUUUCAGCUUCUUCUUUGGCCUUUCAGCAUUGGUAUUCGCUUUCAAAGUUCGAAAAGUGUGGGCCACAAUGUUCACAAAUGACACGGAAAUCAUAGAAUUGACAUCGCUUGUCCUCCCAAUCAUCGGACUUUGCGAGCUGGGGAACUGCCCACAGACGACAACCUGCGGGGUUUUGAGAGGGACAGCGAGGCCAACAUUGGGAGCGAAUAUAAAUUUGGUGUGUUUUUACAUAGUGGGAAUGCCGAUUGCGAUAUGGUUGAGCUUCUACGGCGGGUGGGACUUCAAAGGACUGUGGAUUGGGCUGCUGGCGGCGCAGGCCUCAUGUGCAAUGGCGAUGCUCAUGGCGCUGGCUCGGACCAAUUGGGAAGAACAGGCCGAGAGGGCUCAGGAGUUGACUAGAACCGGUCCGUUGGAGAUUGAAAAUGGUGAGGAUGUCGAACAAAAUGAGACAUUUGAGAAUGAUGACGACAGAAAUGGACGUUUGAAUUCAAUGGUUGAAAGAGAUUUGGAAGUGUGA